This is a messenger RNA of Oncorhynchus gorbuscha (pink salmon), 4900 nucleotides long. RefSeq names its product serine/threonine-protein kinase 32A-like. The record is from RefSeq and is a predicted model, not a curated record. Lineage: Eukaryota; Metazoa; Chordata; Actinopteri; Salmoniformes; Salmonidae. The transcript has 13 exons. Gene Ontology annotation, molecular function: G protein-coupled receptor kinase activity; ATP binding; G protein-coupled receptor binding. Gene Ontology annotation, biological process: protein phosphorylation; G protein-coupled receptor signaling pathway; regulation of signal transduction. Bases 681 to 1901 code for a protein of 406 amino acids.
CAUAUGAUGAGGUGAGCUUUGCGAGACGCACGAGGAGGGAGUUCUAUACAGCAUAUCGCCAAGUAUCUUAAUUAUAGUCCAGUCGAGAUACCAGUGUGUGAAGUGUGGAGGUCUCUAUUAUUCUGCCGUCUGCUGAUCUCGUGCAACAAUGUAGCAGUAUUCUGUUUCGCUUCAUGAUACAAUUGUAUCCUCAGCAGCAACAAUCAUUUUGCCCGAACAGUAUAGAAAAUACGAGAACACUAAUCGCACUUUUAUUUGUAUUAUUUCGUUUUACGAUCAAUCUGCGCAUCCUUCCCUCAUCACUCCAGACAGUCCUUCUUGUGAGUCGGGGCAGGUGUAUGGAUGCGUCGUCCUAACAAGCAAGUGAUGCCGUGAACUGUCCUCUUCUCUUCAAAUAGGCUACCUUACAUUUUUUUUAAACUGGACAUGCUAUUUACCUAAAAGCCCGGGGCAUUUAAAGUUUGGUUUCCUGUUAAGGGGGGUCCGAGAUAGAGCCACACCCCUGGGUGUGGAACCAUAGAGUACAGAGAAGAGUACAGGCCAAGUUCCAAUCAACCCAACCGGUGGAUCUAGGUAGGUUGGUCCAGCCCAGGCUCCAGGCUAUGUCUCCCUGGCUGUGGGACAGCUAUUCCAUACUGAGUUGAGAGGGACCUGCCUGGCUGGGGACUACAGGAACAAACAUGGGGCUGGGACAAUCCAACAAGGCUUCCGUCACCGAUGACACAGAGGAGGUCAAUUUUGACCACUUCCAGAUCCUAAGGGCUAUCGGGAAAGGAAGUUUCGGGAAGGUGUGCAUUGUGCAGAAGAAGGACACAAAGAAAAUGUAUGCCAUGAAGUACAUGAACAAACUGAAGUGUGUGGAACGGAACGAGGUCCGCAAUGUUUUCAAGGAGAUGCAGAUCAUGCGGAACCUCGAGCAUCCUUUCCUUGUCAACUUCUGGUACUCGUUCCAGGAUGAAGAGGACAUGUUCAUGGUAGUGGAUCUGUUGCUUGGAGGAGACCUGCGCUACCACCUCCAGCAGAACGUUCACUUCUCAGAGAGCACUGUCAAGCUGUACGUCUGUGAGAACGCCCUGGCGCUGGGCUACCUCCGCAGCAAACGCAUCAUCCACAGAGACAUCAAACCUGACAACAUUCUGUUGGACGAACACGGACAUUGUCACCUGACGGACUUCAACAUCGCUGCCAUCGUCAAAGACGAUCUAAGAGCCACGUCUAUCGCAGGGACCAAACCAUACAUGGCCCCCGAGCUGUUCCAGCCACACGAGGGAAUACACCCUGGCUACUCCUUCUCUGUGGACUGGUGGUCUCUGGGCGUCACUGCCUACGAGCUUCUUCGAGGACAGAGGCCGUACGUCAUGCGCUCCAGCACGCCGGCCAAUGAGAUCCUCCAGAUGUUCCACAAGGUCAACCCCAGCUACCCCAUAGCCUGGUCAGUGGAGAUGAAGACCAUGCUCAGAAAGUUGCUGUGUAUUGACGUGCACCAGCGUGUGUCCUGCCUGGCUGAGCUGCAGGAUCUAGACCUGCUGUCUGAUGUCAACUGGGACGCUGUGCUCAGCAAACAGCUGCCCCCUGGCUUCAUCCCCAACAGGCGGAGGCUCAACUGCGACCCCACCUUUGAGCUGGAGGAGAUGAUCCUGGAGUCCAAACCGCUGCACAAGAAAAAGAAAAGACUAGCCAGGAAGACCAGAGAACAGGGCUCCAAUGGGUCCCCCCAGAACAGUCAGCUCCAGCAGCGCUUGAACAAUGUGGAGAGGGACUUCAUCAUCUUCAACAGAGAAAGGUCAAAGAAGGCUGUGACAGACACAGAGGUAGCAGACCUCACCACGACAGAGAAGAACAAGGCUAUUGAAGACGGACAGAACAACAACGUGGACCCGGCAGCCUACAUAUCAGGAUAGCGGACUAUGGCUUGAGCCGUAAGUCGCCGCGCUAACCUGGCCACAGCUUGUAGAUCACUACUAACCAAUCGUCCACUUCCCCUCUCCCCUGGCCGGCGCAGGGCACUCAGAUUGAACUUUAACCCUGACACAUUCCCCCAACAGCCAGACCCCAGACUUCAGGAGCUCACAUAGACUACUACUUAACAGAGUAGCUGACCUAGACAGACAGACAGACCCUGGCUCUUUUCACUUUUCCUAUGAUGGGAAACGUGCCUCUCAGUGGGCAGCCCUCCUCACACUCUACCCUGACCUGACCUGCCUGAUGCGCUAUGGUCCCCCAGAGCUCUCCUCCCUCCACCAAGUUAGCCAGGCCCAGGAAAUGACUUAACUACAAACCCAGCAGGGAGCAGAGCCAGACAGGAUACAGCCACUAUGCCUGUUAUGCUGAGGCUAGACUCAGGCCAGGCAGGAAAUGAAGCAUAAUGUUGACAAGUAGGAGACUACGUCUUUAGUGAAAACAGUGCUGACUUGCUUUUGGAAGAGAGAGGGGUUGUGAGUAGCGUGACACAAAAUGAAUUAGGAUUAGAGUAUGCGACAUGAGGCCUUUGUUUUCAAGACUCCAACCACAGAUUCCUCUUCGAAGACAAAAGAGAACCACUGUAGGCUUGAGCGCUAACUGCUGAAGGUAAUAUGUCUCUGUGACAUUAUUAGGCAUCAAUGUGGCUCUCAAGCAAACCAAAUUGACUGGUGCUCGACGUGGAUAUUUUGUACAUACAUCUUCAUUGAUGAAUAGAUAGGUAUUGUCUGUUCCGCGCACAAACAUGAUUUGCGUACGUUUCUCCAUUAGUGGUAGCAUUUAUGCACAGAGGUCAAAGAGGAGUAGAUGAAUCCUCAUUCUCUUCUGGUUUUUAGAGGGGUGCCUGUAGAGGAGAGUGGGGGAACUUGACCCAUUUGUUACAUUCAGCGUCAAGUCUGCCAAGGGAAACAUAGUAUUCUUUCCAAUAAAGAUAUCUACAUAUGUGUCAGGAUGUUGUGAAUCACUGCAAAUAAUCCAAAUUCAUGUCACACUUUUGAAAACGUAUCUUGUUAUAAAAUAAAAGUGGUCUCUUGGCACAACUUACCCCGGGGAAUGGGGUAAGUGGAUCCCCGGGACAGGUUGAGCAAGUUAAGCCGCCUACACAUUUCUGUGCUGAAUGAAAUAAUACCACUACCUUUUUAAAGACCAUGUCUAUCUUUAUUUCAAAAACACAAUCCAUCACAAUAACUUUUUUGUCUUUUAAUCAUUUUAAGGAUCUUUUUAUUAACACCUAACAACAACGUUUUACUUUUGUAAACACUUUUAACAUAGGCCAGGCCUUGUUGUUACCUCAUAUCCCAGUGAUAAUACCUUGCAUUAUGCCUUGGGGGGAAAAAAACACUUCAAUUUGAUCGACUUACCCGAUGGCCAUUGGCUCAACUUACUCCAAGGCAAACAUUUUGACUAUAUUAUCCCACACAGCUUCAAGAAUGCACUUUCAUGCUUGGUUUAGGACAUCAUUAUUGAAGCUUAUGGAGACCCCAACUCACGUAUAGAAACAUCUUUAAAUGAUCUACUUUGGUUUAUUUGUUCGUUUAUUUGGACAUAACUUGCUUACCACUUUUUUCCAUGUGGUUUCUUCCUUCACAGACUCCAUGAAACGAUGACUUCUUCCUAAAUAUUUGGCCAAAUGAUACAUUUUCUGUAUGGUUUCCUAGAAACAAGGGUGGCUCAAGUUUCCCCACUCUCCCCCAUGUGCCUUCUAACUUGUAUAUAGCACACACUGGGUUUCCCCGUGUAGAGAAUGAUCAUCAUACAGUCAGUUUGUUACACUGUAAAUCACCGUCCUCUAGUCUCUAAGUUUUAGAUGCACUAUUGUUAAGUGACUGUCCCACUGGAUGUCAUAAGGUGAAUGCACCAAUUUGUAAGUCGCUCUGGAUAAGAGCGUCUGCUAAAUGACUUAAAUGUAAUGUAAAUGUAGUCUAAUACGUGUUUUGGAAAAUAGCUUUGCCAUUAUUUUGACCCGAUCUGAAAUACAAUUCAAAACUUAUCCAAGUCUUUUCCUGUCCAUAGUUAUCAGAUCUACUACUGGGACCUUUCUAACAACCCUUAUUGGUACAGAUAUUCAAACUAGCAUUAGGUUUUCCAGAAAUUUAUGUAAUUCAAUUGCACAAUGAAAGCCUUAAUUUCGUACGUUUCUUUGGGAUACCGACCUUUACCACUGCUUUGUGCUUUUUAUUACAUCGCCAGAUUAAUGUGGCCUUUCGUGGAUUUGGCAACAGUUGGAGGCAUUGGUUAAAAAGACCGACAAAACAUAGUUGUGAAAGAGAUGAGCAAACUGCCUUGGCGUAUACCACAUAGUCACUGAGAGUAGAGCCUUUAUAUCUUUCAGACCUAUUACCUGGAGCUGUGCCUCUCUAUAUGGUUUCUUAACUUAAAGGUCUAGUGCAGUCAAAAACACGAUUUCCCUGUGUUUUAUGUAUAUACUUCCACACUACGAAAUUGGAAUAAUACUGUGAAAUUGUGAUAAUUAUGAUACGUCCCUUUUAGUGUUAAGAGCGGUUUGAAAAGACCGCCUGAAAUGUCAUCCUUUUUUUGUGGGAUGGAGGUUUGGCCUUCCAUGGUGACAUCACCAUGUGGUAAAUUAGUUAAUAGACCAGUAAGAAAGAUUGUUCCCGAACCUCUCUGGCAAUAAUAGGUCAUUUUCAGUUUCCCCCUCUCCAUUCAGAACACUCCAAGACAGUCCUAGCUAUAAUUCUUGCAUGAGAAAUUGAACUCCGCUUUUGUUUCUUGUUGACUAUUUGAAAUGAAAACAAUCACACUGAGAUACUUCAUUGUUACCCAAAAGUCCUGUAGUUGUAGGCCUGUCUGGCUCUUCCUAGGGGGGAAGUCAAAAGCAUAUCAAUCACACUACUGACUCUGAGUGGGAAUCACCAUCUCCUGGAACACCCUCCUGACAUCAGAGAGAGAGAGAGAGAGAGAGAGAGAGAGAGAGAGAGAG